CUCUCACUCGCCAUUCUUUCAUGCACGGGGCAGCGGAGGCCUUAAAACCCCAAUCCCCCCGCACCCCUUUCCCCCUCGCGGGUUCUCCUUGCCGCCGCCGCUCGCCUGAGGAGAGGAGAGAGGGAGGGAGGGAGAGAUCUUGCUGCUGCCGCAGUGCCGCUUCAUCUAUCCUUGCCCGCGAAGCUGCCGCCGGCGCUCGCCUGAGGCGUGGGCUUGUGAGGCGGGGGAGGCCAUGGAGGCGGGGCAGGAUCCGGAGGCCGAGGACGAGAACCCGGGCUUGCAGGAGCUGUUCCGGCACUACGACGACCUCUACUUCCGCGGCGCGCUCGCCGGCGCCGGCUUCUCCGUCGAGCGGGCCGCCCCGCGCGCCAAGACGAUCAGUUCUUUCGGAUACUGUUCCCUUGGAGGCCUGAGCAAAAUAACACUCUACAAGCCAAUGCCGCGAUAUCGCACAAAUGCCGAUCUGAAGAACGCCCUGCUGCAUCUCAUGAUUCAUGGAAUCGUAUUCGUAAAGCGUGGUCUGACGAGCCUCGGUUUUCGUGUGCAUUCAUGCAGCCAUGGUCCUGCUUUCCGUGAUUGGAUGGAUGCUAUCAACACUAGCUCCGUCGAGGAUUACGCGAGACCAACAGGUGGCUACUGUAUCACCACCACCCAUGAUUUCAGUCAGGAAAAAUCCUGCAACAUGCAGGGUUUUUUGUGGAAGUGUGACGAGUGUGGCAAUACACUUGUGAGGGCCAAGGGCCUGGGACCUCCAUCUGAUUCCUGCUGUAUCGAGAAUGUUAGCGAACAUCCAACCUGUCGCAACAAGCUUUGCCACUGGCACAACCACAAGAAGGCUUGUCGUGGUAAAUACGUGGUGACCAAACCAGCAGUGACACCAGGACAAAAGAUGGCUCCAAAAGGUACAACCAAAAUGUCCAAGUCACAACAAGGAGCUGUACAGCAAUCAGAUUCAGAUGAAGUGCAAGAGAAUAGCUCCCUGAAGAAGGCACGCAAGAGAAAUAUACCUGAAGACUUUCAGAAAGCAAUUGUUGUGUCGGCCGCCCCUCGGAGAAAGCAGAAGCAAGAGCUUGUCGCAUGGGCGAUGCGCGAGCAUUUGCUUAGCAACAACGUAAAGUCACUGGGCAGUAGCACCUCAAAGAAGGGGGAUGACUCUCAGAAGGCAAUUGUUCUCUCUGCUGCCCCUCGGAGCAGACGGCUGAAACGGAAGCAAUCAUCGGUUACGUCGGAGGAGCACGGGCUUUUCUCUCCGGGGAGGAGUUGCAACAAUGCAAACUCGCCGAGAAGCAACACCUCCAGGAAGGACGUUCAGAGAUUCAGUGUGCAGCCUUCUGCAUCUCAGAAGAAACCGAAGCUAGGGCAAGGCCUGGCCGCGUUGGAGAAGCACAUUUCCCGGCCUGCUGCCACUCAAAGCACGGUCAAGCAGCCGGCCAAAUCCAGCUCCUCGAUGAAGACACGGAGGCAGCAUCGGCCUGAAGACUCUCCGAUGAUAACCGUUCAGCCUGCCGCCCCUCUGACCCGGAGCAAACGGAAGCAAUCGAACCGGGCUGCGCCGGCGAGGCAGGCGGCGAGAAGCGAAGCUAGGGGCUCUGCCAAGGAGAAAGAGUACGUUUGCUUCAGCCUGUGGCUGAACUUCUAUGAAUCAGAGUGCUCCAGUGGAUCGGCCGAGCCGCUCGUGAACAAGAGAACGGUGCAGAGGAGAAGGGACAGGGAACGCUUGGUUCAGAGAGCAGCACAUUCACGCUCCAUGGAGGCCCGGCCGGAUGAGGAGGUCUCGUCUGGACAAACCGAGCCACCGCCUCUACACUUGGAGGUCAUUGCUAUCGAUGACGAGGUGAUGGCUGAAGCUCCAUCAAUGGAUGUUCUUGCUCCUCCCGCUGAUCAGGUGCUGGCUGAAGACCCUGGAGCUGGAGGUCAGUCCCAGCCACCAGCUCCAUCCAUGAACGUUGUCAUCCCUCCCGCGGACCAUGGAGGCCGACCUGAUCCAUCUUCAAGCGUGGACAUUGCUGCUGCUGCUCCUGCUGACCAGGUGAUGGCUCAGGCCCAUGCAGAUCAGUCACAGCCACCAGCUCCGUGCUCCAUCGCCGCUGAUCAGGUGGUUCCAGUUCCACCUCGUUCGGCUGACCCGCCUGGUCUAACACCUCCAAAUCCAACAAGUUGGCCUGCCGUGAUAGACAUCUCUGACGAUGAUGAUGACUGAACUCCUUCUCCAUCACCCUGUACCCUGCUUAUCCUGGAUUAAAUUCCCGGUCAGUGCUUACUAUAGGUAGGUAGUACUAGUACUAGCAGUAACUUAUCACUGUCGUUUAAGCGUCGAACCAGUGUUUAAUCUUAGCAUCGUCAAGCCAGCAUGACUGAUUUGCUGUGGAGGCAUAGAGCUCUGAUCUAAAGGGCGAAAUUAACAUCCUGUGAGAUGGCGCGUGGUGCUACGACUCCCUUUCUGUGAUGUUUUCUGAGACACUGGCUUAGGGGCAUGGUGAACUGAAGCAUGUAGUUAGCUGCAUUGUAACGUUGAAACAUGCGUGUAUCAUGGGAAAGUCGAGACUUUCUUGUGCUCGCUA
Messenger RNA from Triticum dicoccoides, 2561 nucleotides. Its product is annotated as actin cytoskeleton-regulatory complex protein PAN1-like. Lineage: Eukaryota; Viridiplantae; Streptophyta; Magnoliopsida; Poales; Poaceae. The transcript has 7 exons. Gene Ontology annotation, biological process: DNA damage response. The coding region runs from base 233 to 2200 and encodes 655 amino acids. The record is from RefSeq and is a predicted model, not a curated record. Gene Ontology annotation, molecular function: single-stranded DNA binding; polyubiquitin modification-dependent protein binding; metalloendopeptidase activity. Gene Ontology annotation, cellular component: nucleus.